This is a messenger RNA of Armigeres subalbatus, 1556 nucleotides long. RefSeq lists its product as uncharacterized. The transcript is spliced from 5 exons. NCBI's taxonomy places the organism in Eukaryota, Metazoa, Arthropoda, Insecta, Diptera, Culicidae. Bases 218 to 1435 code for a protein of 405 amino acids. The record is from RefSeq and is a predicted model, not a curated record.
UCAGUCACAAAACGUUUGUCUCGGUGAUGGUUUUAUAGUUGAUAACGUUAUGAUUAAAGUUUGUUUCUAGACUUGAAGUGCAUUGUUGGUGUUAAAUAUACAUAUUAUCACAUGUAAGGAGAAACUGAUAGUUUGGGGUGAUACAUAUGAGUGUCAUUCAAAGUGCAUAGCUUUGCGACAUCGGUUUACGAAAAUCCACGCUGCUGCAAAUAUCGAGAUGGUAUCAAAGAAGGAUCCCACUGCAUGGCUGGACAAUGCCUUUUUUGAGAAAGUACUCCGCCAGGCUUUCAACGACAAAGCCAUUACCGUUGAAGAUUUCUUCAUUAGUCUCAAUACUGACUCCAGCACGCAGUACGCCAGCACAAUAUUCCGGACAACGGUCAGCUAUUGGAUCAAGGGGAAAGUCGAAUCGAUCCCUCUUAUUGUUAAACUAACUUCCUCGAAAGUGAAUCAACUGGCUGAUGCGAAUGUUUUCGAUAAUGAACUUAACUUAUACAAAUACUACAUCGGACCAAUGGAAGAUCUUCUUGCACAAGCUGGAUAUUCAAAUUCUUAUUUCGCUCCAAAGUUGUUGUACGCUUCAGCCGAGCCACAACCGGUUAUCAUUUUGGAGGAUGUUACUCACAAGCAUUUUGAGCUAUACAAGAGUUCUAUGAAUUUCGAAGAUACAAAAGUAAUCGCAGAGAAACUCGCCAGAUUUCAUGCGGCUUCUUUCUGCUUACUCAAGAAUGGUUUGAAGAAAACUUCGGACGAUCCAUUCAGUGGACUAUUCAAAGCAAAUCCCAGCCAGGGCGUAAAAUUUAUGGAAGAAAAUUUUAGCAUUUUUGCCGAAGAGAUUGCUAAAUGGGAAGGCUUUGAGAAGUAUGCUGAAAAACUGGAAAAACUAGCAUCGAAAUUUCUGCAACGUGGAAUUGAGAUCUACAAUCCUGAAGUUGACAGAUUUUCAGUCAAGGUGCUAAAUCAUGGAGAUUUUCACUACAACAAUAUGCUUCUUAAGUUUGACGGUGAACGAGCUUCCGUGUCAGAUGUGCUUUUUAUUGACUUCCAGUUAAGCUUCUGGGGUACACCGGCGGUUGAUCUUUUAUAUUUGCUAUAUCUGGUUAGCCAUAAGCAGGCACGUGAUGAACACCGGCAAGAGCUUAUUUACUAUUACCACCAAAAGUUUGUGGAUGCCCUCGAAAAAAUGGGAUACGUCGGAUCGGUACCCACAUUACUGGACCUCAACAAUGAUCUGCUUCGGGCGGGAUUCCUGGAGGUGGUGAUCGUUGUGUGUUUCAUUCCAUUCCUGUUUGCGGACUACAGCACAGCACUCAACGUCUAUGGUGAAACGAAUGAUACCAAAGCAUACCGAAGGCAGCUCUACAGCAAUCCUCAAUACCUGGAGAUCCUCGAACCAUUGCUGCCGUUCUUUUUACACAAGGGUUUUCUGGAUUGAGACUUAUAUUCAGAGGAGCUACGCAAAUGAUGCAAUGAAUUAAAAAAGUGAACACAAUCAAUUCAACGAAAUAUAACAAGCAUUUUCAGCAAAGACAUAAUAAUUAUGUCACAUCUUGAAA